CAUGAGCUUUGGCUGGAGAGGGAACAGAGAGCUCAGCUGGAGUUUGAAUACAAGAAACGAGUGGAAGCGAAGAAACAACAGGAGAGAAUUGAAUUAGAGAAACAAAUAAAGAAAGAGCUUGAGGAGCAGGAGCGGGUCGAGCAAGAGAAGCGGGAAGCUGCCGAGAGGCUGGAGAAGGAGAAGAAGGAGAAACAGGAGAAGUUACUAGCACAGGUCAGCACCUCACACGACACGAAAAACAACGUGAGUCAUCCUGCAACGUCUGCCAAUGAUUUAUGGUCACACGGUUCGCGAAAGUAA
Priapulus caudatus is the source of this 300-nucleotide messenger RNA. RefSeq names its product U2 small nuclear ribonucleoprotein auxiliary factor 35 kDa subunit-related protein 2-like. NCBI's taxonomy places the organism in Eukaryota, Metazoa, Priapulida, Priapulimorpha, Priapulimorphida, Priapulidae. The record is from RefSeq and is a predicted model, not a curated record.